CAAAACAAAAUGUCGUUCACAGUGCGCACCAUCAACAGCAAAAGCCAUGUGGUCAGGGUUACGAUGGGGAUGUUGUUGGGAUUGUUGGUGUUGCUUCAAACGGCAACUACACGAGGGCUCGCCCAGCAAGCAUCAGGUGAUCGUGUGGCGUACCGGCCGGAAAUGGAUGAUCUCUACAUUACGGUGAAUGCGCGAACCCGCACCCUCGAGCUGGCGUGGCGCAAUUUCGACGAUCUAUCCAAUUACAUACUGCUGGCCGAACAGUACCCGGUGGAAGCGUUCGAGCCGCGCUACUACUACUACACGAGCGACGGUGCGUCCAGCACAACCAACCCGUCGACGGACGCUAGUGCGGGCGAUUCUGCCGGCAGCAUCAUGAUGAUGGGUGAUGACGCAGCGAGCAUCGCCCUCGGCUCACCGGAAGUGACCACUGACGGUGGGUCCACAACCGAAAAUAGCGUCUCCACAACCAACGCCUACGAAUAUACAGAGAUGGAGCUCGGUUGGGUGUACGACUUUCGGGACGAAUCGGGCUACCGCAAGAAGGAAGUGCUAUUUUCACUCCAACCGAUCUACGAGAACGGGUGGACGAAGACCGGUAUCAAAUUUAAUUACGAUCUCAUGAACGGCGUCAAUACAAACACCAGCUGCUACGGCUACUACGCGUACUUUGUCCGUCCGAACGGGACCGUCCUCUCCGCUCACUGCAUGAAGUUGCACCCGCGCUGGAUGAUGGAGCUGCAACCGCAUCUGAGUGCAUUCCGUAUGCGAGAGCUGUUCAUACCCGGUACGCACGAUUCUGCCUCGUACAAAGCCGGUUUCGAUCCGCAGCAUCAAGAAACGAUCAUCACCAAGUACGCGCUGACCCAGGAUGAUGAUGUGUACGCCCAGCUGCUGCAGGGCAUCCGGUACAUCGAUCUACGCGUUGGGUACUACAAAAACAGUCCAACACCGUUCUGGGCCAACCAUGGUAUAUCGCGCCUGCAUCCACUGGUCGACAUACUUGAGCAGAUCAAGCGAUACGCGCAGGAAACGCGAGAGAUCAUCGUGGUCGAUGUGCAGGAGUUUCCGGUCGGAUUUGGCAAAGAGUACAACAUCCACACGAAGCUGAUCAACUUUUUGCAGAGUACGCUGGGGGAUGUGAUGGCCAAUCCGAGCAUUGGAUGGGAAGGAACGCUAGGGGAUAUAUGGGCCGGUGGAAAAACGGUCGUGCUGGCGUACGAUCACGAGUUUGCCUUCCGGUCGUUUUCGCACGUGGUGUGGCGCUCGGUACAGCAACGCUGGGGCAAUGUGCAGAAGGUGAACGAUCUGAAGGACUACCUUUUUAAGGUGCACCAUCCCCGCGGCUUCCGAGAAUAUUCGUACCGGCCAGUGGCCGACAUGGCCGAACUGACGCCCGAUCCCUGGGGUGUCAUUACGGACCGGUACGGUGGGCUGCGAAAGAUGGCCGACUCGAUCAAUCGAUUCGUGACCAAGUGGUACUUUGAAGAUCUCGGCCCAACGGCAAACGUGGUCGCAGUGGACUUUGUGCGCGGUACCAGCAUCGUCGAGGCGGCCAUCUACUGGAAUCUGAAGCGCGUACCAAAUGGUUCAAUAAAACUACCUUACUAG
Molecule: messenger RNA, 1611 nt
Organism: Anopheles maculipalpis
Lineage: Eukaryota; Metazoa; Arthropoda; Insecta; Diptera; Culicidae
Gene: PLCXD
Product: PI-PLC X domain-containing protein 1
Exons: 4
Coding region: 10-1611 (533 amino acids)
Biological process (GO): lipid metabolic process
Molecular function (GO): phosphoric diester hydrolase activity
Source: RefSeq, a predicted model, not a curated record